Molecule: messenger RNA, 384 nt
Organism: Caenorhabditis bovis
Lineage: Eukaryota; Metazoa; Nematoda; Chromadorea; Rhabditida; Rhabditidae
Source: the annotation of a GenBank genome assembly
AUGGCACAGGUGAAAAGAGCAGUCGACGAUAUUGAAGAGGCCGAAAAUCACAUCGAAGAAGAAGUAAAAGCUGAGCUCGAUAAAGCUGCUCAUAGUUUGAAGGAAUCUGCGAAGGAAAAACAAGAAGAAAUCGCUAGCGGUGUUGCAAAAAAUCUCGAGCCGUGCGCGUCGGUCGACUGCAACAACAGGGGAACGUGCAUUGGAACAAAGAACACCUUCAUAUGUGCCUGUCAGAUCGGUUAUUCCGGAAAACAUUGCGAAGAGACGGUAUGCGAUUCAGCGAGGGACUGCAAUGGUCGAGGAAUUUGCCUCGGCACCACCAAUCAGCUCACAUGCUUGUGCAAUCUAGGAUUCACCGGAAAGCGUUGCGAGACGCCGAUUUAG